Molecule: messenger RNA, 1522 nt
Organism: Linderina pennispora
Lineage: Eukaryota; Fungi; Kickxellomycota; Kickxellomycetes; Kickxellales; Kickxellaceae
Exons: 2
Coding region: 386-1519 (377 amino acids)
Biological process (GO): pyruvate decarboxylation to acetyl-CoA
Cellular component (GO): pyruvate dehydrogenase complex
Molecular function (GO): dihydrolipoyllysine-residue acetyltransferase activity
Source: RefSeq, a predicted model, not a curated record
ACACAGCUGCUGUUAACGCAGAGGCUUCGCAGUUCACCAUGCCUGCGCUGUCGCCGACCAUGACCUCGGGCGGAAUUGCCCACUGGGAGAAGAAGGAGGGUAAGUGUCGUUUUGAUCCACCGCGCUUGAGCAGAAACGGGUCCUGGCAACCUGCCCGGCAGUCACAAAGCUCCCCAACAUGAAGGCGUGGUGCUUGUGGAAAUUAUCCACAGUUCGUGCGCUACUUUGUGCCGUUGCAGGAUAGCAGGUGUCUCUUGUGCGCACAAUUUUUUCCACGAGAAAACGUGCCAGAACGUGCGCACUUACUCACAGGCUUUAUUGGUAUAUAGGCGAAUCUUUCUCGGCUGGCGAUCUCCUGCUGCAGAUCGAGACGGAUAAGGCGCAGAUGGACGUCGAGGCUCAGGACGAUGGAGUUCUGGUCAAGAUCCUGGCGCCGGAGGGCACACAGAACGUCAGCGUCAACCAGCCGAUUGCCAUUAUUGCCGAGGAGGGUGACGACAUCGGAAGCAUUGAUAUUGCUGCGCUGUCCUCGUCAUCUGCUGCCCCGGCCGCUGCUGAGGCUGCUCCUGAGCCUGCCGCUGCCCCGACUCCGGCUGCCCCGGCUGCUGCCCCUGCUGCCGUGAACCACUCGACUGAUAACUCGGCCCAUGACCAGCUGUCGCCGGCUGUUUCGUUUGCCAUCCACGCCAACCACAUCUCAAAUGUUGCUGAUAUCCCUGGAUCUGGACCCAAGGGCCGCAUUCUGAAGGGCGACGUCCUGAGCUUCCUGAAGUCUGGCAAGGCUGUUAUCAACAAGGACGCCGUAUCACACACUGCCCCUGCUGCUGCCCCUGCCACCACGGCUGCUGCUCCGGCCAAGAAGGCUGGUCCAGCUCCUUCGGCCGAUGCCGAGACUGCGUUCCUGGUGAAGUCUUUGGAGUCUUCAGUCCUGCGCCAUCUGGCGGAGCUCGAGCUCGCCAAGAAGACCACCUCUGUGCAGAUCCCGGCUGAAAAGCUGGCCAAGCUUACAAAGGCCAACAAGUCGCUGAGCGAGUCCGUGUUCGCGCUGCGUGCCGCUGCGCUCGCCCUGCACCAGGUACCUCUGGGCAAGACCAGCACCGUUGGCGUUGCUGUCGAUGGCUCCAAGGCGCCGACCGUUGUCGAGAUUGCUGAUGCGGCGAUGCUCAGCGUGCUUGACCUGGCUGCUGCGAUCAAGGAGGCGGCCAAGUCUGGUAAGGCUGCGGAGCAGACCCCCGCAGUCAUCCUAGCUACUGAGGGCCAGUACACACCCCAGACGCUGCCGGCCGGGGCCACGGUUCUGGUUGUUGGCAAGCCGUAUGCCGCUGUGUCGACCGCCGACGCUGGCGCUGUGCUUGAUAGCGCCUUGAACGAGCUGAUUAGCGGAUCUGCCAGCGCUGGCAAGGCGGCCAAGCCAACAGCACUGAUUAAUGUCAGCAUCAUUGGCGACUCGCCUGCCGCUGGUGCAUUCGCCGGCAAGAUCAAGGGAUUCCUUAGCAACCCGGAGCUGCUCACCUUCUAGACG